Actinia tenebrosa (Australian red waratah sea anemone) is the source of this 876-nucleotide messenger RNA. RefSeq names its product thyroxine 5-deiodinase. Gene Ontology annotation, biological process: thyroid hormone metabolic process. Lineage: Eukaryota; Metazoa; Cnidaria; Anthozoa; Actiniaria; Actiniidae. Gene Ontology annotation, molecular function: thyroxine 5'-deiodinase activity. The record is from RefSeq and is a predicted model, not a curated record.
CGUCAACAUCAACAUGCUUUCCUCAAGAAGUCUGCACUGUGUGAAGCUCUCCAUCAUGUACCUCGUUCUAGUCAUGGCGUUCAUAGCUGGAUCUAUUUUGAAGCGGUUUCUCUUCCUGCGCUCAUACAUCGUUGCUGCAUUUGAUGCUAUUGCUACAGAAAAGCUCCCCCCUGAAGUCUACUGGGAGUCUCUUUUUGGAUCCAAGAUGUUUGAUCACGUUUGGCGCAGCGUUGAAGUUGACGUAAAGAAACGAGCCCACCUAGGCAUUAAGGCGGUCAAUUGCCCACUUGUUUCACUAGAAGAUGGAAACUACUGUCGUCUCCUUGACUUUGCACAGGACAAACGUCCCCUAGUAGUGAACUUCGGAAGCUGCACUUGUCCCGUCUUUAUGAAGAGGCUAGAGAAGUACGCGCAGUUGAUUGCAGAUUUUAAAGAUGUUGCGAACUUUGUGACCGUAUAUAUUGAAGAAGCACACCCACAAGAUGGAUGGGCAUUUGAGGACAACAUGAUCAUUUCAAGCCACAGAACUCAAAGUGAACGCUGUGCGAUGGCGAGGUUACUAUCUACCCACAAUGCAUCUCGCUGUCCUGUUCUCGUCGACACAAUGUUGAACGCUGCAAACAUUGCAUACGGGGCUUUUCCAAUAAGACUCUACGUCAUUAAGGAUGAUCACGUGGUCUAUCAAGGUGGAGCAGGACCUACCGGAUACAAGAUUGAAGAGGUUUCUGAUUGGCUGAAACAGCACGUGACAAACAGUUAGGAAAUUGAUCAUCUUGAAAGACACAAACUUUACUCUCACAAACAUAAGUUUUACUCUCACAAUUUUACAACGAUCCUUUUAAAACCAAAGUCUUGUAGAGUAAGCUUUACUCUCAC